Molecule: messenger RNA, 2649 nt
Organism: Gamsiella multidivaricata
Lineage: Eukaryota; Fungi; Mortierellomycota; Mortierellomycetes; Mortierellales; Mortierellaceae
Exons: 2
Coding region: 319-2577 (752 amino acids)
Source: RefSeq, a predicted model, not a curated record
CCAUCGUCUUCGUCGUCCCUUUUCUUCACUAACACCAUCCCUUCCCUCUCUCUUCUUUCUUUCUUUCUUUCGUUACUUUUUUAUUUCUUCAUUGCAUUCCUUGUUGUUGUUGGUUUUUUUUUUCCAUUCCUCAUUCCACCUGUUGUCUUCACCUUCGCCUUCGUCCUUCUUCAAACUCUAUCUAAACUCUCUACACUCUCUCUCAGCACAGGGGCUAACCCAAAAAGAAAUCACGCUUCCAUUUCACGCCUCCAACCCCCAGCUACACCUGCCCAGCUACACCUUCCUUCCAAUUGAUAGACAGAAACGAUAGCACCAAUGGCCACUCUAUCACACUCAUGCAAUACAUCACAAGUCGCUGAAGCACUCUUGAGCCGUGCCCGGCGACUCUCCAAUAACGCCUUCGAACGCACUCGACCCUCCCCUAUGGCCUUGGCCGAGGGCCACAAUCAUCUUCAUCUUACAUCCUCCACCUUCUGCUCCAGGCCAGGUUCCUUCAGUCACAUCCAGACGCGCCGUCGCUCUGCCACAAGUACAUCCUCUCGCUCAUCUUCUUCUUUCUUGACAUCAGCGUCCUUGUCCACUCCAACUACAGUAACUACAACUACACCCACAACAGAAUUCGUCAUUACUGCAGAAUACCUUUCCGAGGAGGAGGAGGAGGAGGAGGAGGAAAAGGAGCAACAAUCGUUGAAUGUCUCCUUAGCAACAAUGGUCCAAAGCCCCAUGGAGGAAAAAGAACAGUAUAAUUCUGGAGCUUCCGAGCACAAGCAUCCCUCCAUCCACAGCGACGGCAGCAACAAAAGCACAUUCUUCGACUCAUCACGCGCACAUACCCUUACCUGUGCGACCAUCGCGGCGCUGCGUCAAGGUACAUCUUUAUCAUCGAAGGGCAGCAGCGGCACGCGUCCGAGAGCCCUGACCUUGGGCAAUUGUGUUCCAGAUACUGCAGCAAGUACGGCUGCGGCUGUCGAUCUCUCGGUAUAUCGCAAGUAUCUGAGCGAGAAUAUGAGCAGCAAGAGCCAUGUUUAUGGCGUCUUAGCGGCGAUUCGACAGACUCUUGAAGUAGAGUCGCCCUUGAAUCUGAAGGAUACGGUCGAUCCGGCUACAUCUGCAAUCUCCCCGAUGAUGGCAACUGAGAUGACAAUGACAGCCGGUGCGGCUCUCGAUGCUGGACAGGCGCUACCAUCACGGAGCAGCUCAUCUACUUCUGACGUAUCUGAGGUGGCGACAGAAUCAGAUGAGGUGAAGAAGGUUGAUAGACCUUCUGGACUCUCUACUACUAAAGAGAGCACCCUGCCGUCGCCGUCUACGUCAUCGCCACAUGUGGUUCCUGAAACAACAACGAAGCUGGAAGCUGAAAUGUCUGCGCCUACUCUGGCGCCGUCGUCAUCCUCUGCCCAGAAGGAGUCCAGUAACAAAGAGAGUAGGGGCACAUACUUCCUACAGAAGAUGUGGAUGCGUAGGAGUAGCGUCAAUGGAAGCGCUUCAAUGGUGGGGGCCAAGGAUUCUUCGGAUACGAGUAGCAUCGCGUCGCAUACAAGCCAUCAUUCUACAAAGUCGAGCUUAAGCAUGGGAUCGAAGAGAUCGUCCAGGCUAUUGGGGAAGUUUAUGCCAAAGUUCUUGCAGACGUCGCAGCAGGUCCUGUCGCAGUCGUCGACGCAGAGCAUGGUGUCGCUUUCGCAGUCUUCAACGUUGUCACCACUGUCGGGUCAGUCGAGCCGUCGAAGCAGUGUGGUAGUGGCGCAGGCACAGGAAGGAAUGGUGUCCACAAAAGCUGUGGCGACGGUGACUAUGCCCGGCUCCACCUCCGCGUCAAGCAAGGGGUCCCAGGAAUCGUUGCCGCUGGAGAUUAUGCUUGAGAAAGAAGAGGAAGCUUGCGAGCCCAAAUCCAUGUCGCCGACUGCGCCGGAGCGUUUGGAAUACCUUCGUUCGGAAACGCUGUCAUUUGGAAGAAGAUCGUCGUGUUCUUCGGAGAGCUCAAAGAUGUCAGAUAUGUCGUUCGCAUCGAAACCCUCGGGAUGUUCGAUGAGUUCGGUGGAUGAUCUCGCAGAGAUCAAGCAGGGAGGCGGUGGGUAUGUGUUUAGUGUUGAAUGCGAGGAUGUCGAGGUUGAGGAGGAUGACGAUAGCGAGGACGCCUUGAGCAGUAAGAACUCUGCCAACAACACAUCGAGGAACCGACCGAUGUCGCCAUACGUCAUUGACGAGGACAGUGAUGAUGAGUUUUUCUUGAAUUCUGUGCUCCGUAAACGGCCAUCGAUGCCGUUGUCGCUUCCGUCGAAUGCGAAGAUGAGCAGCAGUGUCAGCAUGCGUUCUGGUGCAAUGACACCGCCGUCGCUUUUGAGACCUGGAUCGACUUGGUCGAAUCCGUCGUCGAGGAGCUCAACACCUUCGCCUAUGUCGCCGAACAGUGAUCAGGCGGGCAGGCCGUUUAUGAGGCAUGCAGCAAUGACAAUGCAUAUGCGGUACAGGUCGAGCCCCCUGCCGGAGCUGGCGAAUGCAGGCGUGGAUGAGAAGCGGCGACGGCUAAGGGAUGCAGUUUGCGAAUGGCGGCGCGCUGCCAGCGUCUCUUCAUGAAUAGAGAUUUCUAUAUCCUUCAGAUAAUUGUAACAUACAUUAAAAAAACCUCCCCCUCUCCUCAUCUUGGUC